AUGUCAUCCGAAGAAUUAAAAAUAAUCGACGCCUCGAUCAUCUCCGGCGAAGAGUGGUUCACCCAAGUGUUCAAAACCAAACUGGACGAAAUGAUGGCAUCCGCACCGAAAGAUUUUGAAGUCAAAGAAGAUACCGGCGCCGAGGGUGGGUUCUUUAAAUCCGGCGAAGAUUUCGUCGACAAGGAGAAGUUGAAGAAGGAACACUUCGCGAAACAACGAUUGGCAAUUCUGAACGAAUGCCACGAACUGCUCAAGGUGGAAAUGAGGGAGAUUUUGAUUUCGAAAACGGAACGCAAACGCGUCGCGAAAGAAUUGAUCGAGAAUUUGAGAAAGGACGCGGAGAAGGAAGUCGCGAACGCGGUUGCGAUUGCAAACGCGGAAAGAACGAAGGUUGCGGCACAAAUCGCGGAGAAGAAGGCGAAGGCUGAAGCCGAGGCGAAGAAGCAAGCGGCGAAGGAAGCGGCGGAAGCGGCGGCGAAGGAGGAGAAGGCGAAGAAGGAAGCCGAGGAGGCGGCAGGAGUACAGGUGGAGCUCGAGAAGAAAGCGACGUUGACCAAGCAAAAGAGCAUGGCGCCAGAGGCUUCGGAAAAGGAUAAGGCGGAAGCGACGGCGGCGGAAGAGGCGGCGAAGAAGGCCAAGGAGGAGGAAGCCGCCGCCGCGAAGAAAGCCGAGGAGGAAGCCAAGGCGAAAGCGGCAGCAGAGAAGGCGGCGAAAGAAGCCGAGGAAGCCGCCGCAAAAGCGGAAGCCGAAGAAAAAGCGGCGGAAGCGGCGAAACAAGCCGCUUUGGAGAAGCAAAAAGCGGCCGAGGAGGCGGAGAAAGAACGCAUCGCCGCGGCGAAAGCUGAGGAGGAACGGUUGGCCAAGAUUGCCGCGGAAGAAGAAGCAAAGAAGGCGGCAGAAAAGGCGGAAAUGGAGAAAUUACGCGCAGAAGCGCAAAAGAUCGCCGACGAAGCCGCGAAGAAGGCGGAAGAGGAAGAAAAGGCGGCGGCGAAGGCGGCGAAAGAAGCCGAGGAGAAGGUUGCCAAAGCCAAGAAGGCGGCGGAAGAGUUGGAAGCGGCGAAAGCGUCCGCGCAGUUGACCAAACAAAAGUCCGCAGCUGCGAAUGCGUCGCCCAAGGAGGUAAAAGAAGCGGAGAAGGCGACCGAGGAAGUCGAAAAGAAGGAAGCUGCCUUGAAGAGAGCCGAAUCCGAAAAGAAAGAGGCGGAGGACAAGUACUCGGAGUACAAGGACAAGGCGAUGGAAGCGGCGAACCAAGCCAAGGCGAAAGCGUUGGAGGCGAAGGACUUCGCGGCGAAGAAAGGCAAGGAAGCCUACGAAGCCGCACAAAAGAAGGCGCAGGAAUUGUCCAAGAUUGCGCAAGAGAAAGGGUGCUGCAUCAUCCAAUAA
Bathycoccus prasinos is the source of this 1386-nucleotide messenger RNA. RefSeq lists its product with no specific name. NCBI's taxonomy places the organism in Eukaryota, Viridiplantae, Chlorophyta, Mamiellophyceae, Mamiellales, Bathycoccaceae. The coding region runs from base 1 to 1386 and encodes 461 amino acids. The transcript has a single exon. The record is from RefSeq and is a predicted model, not a curated record.